Closterium sp. Yama58-4 is the source of this 498-nucleotide messenger RNA. The record is from the annotation of a GenBank genome assembly. NCBI's taxonomy places the organism in Eukaryota, Viridiplantae, Streptophyta, Zygnematophyceae, Desmidiales, Closteriaceae.
AUGGCCUGCCAUGGUGGUGAUGGUGCUGUUGGUGAGGGGAGUUUCCGUCAAGGCCUGGAGGACGUGGAAUUGAAAAUGGAGAUAGGGAAGCCGGGCCAAUCCUGUGAUGACGUGUGUGCUGAGCGAAGCUUGAAGUGUCAGGCCGACCUUCUCCCCCGCAUCAACAACUGUCCUCUGCUCCGUCAUUUCUUUCCCUGCACGCCUGGCUGCUUCGCGUCAAUGGGAGCAGAGCAGCCCACAGAGGUGGUAGAAGCACCACUGGAUAUAGCCUCUUAUACACCACAGCACAUACACCUGUUGGAGAAUCCUUCUAGACAAAAUCCGCAGCAGAGGAGAAUGCUGCAAGACCUCAGGGGUUAUUCUAGACAGGGUCAGGGAGGUCAGCGGGGAGGUCCUGCGGUUGGUUGCAAUACUGCAUCACAGAAGCGCCAGUUUCUGCUAUACCCCCUCCGCAUGAUGAUGACUUUCUGCAACGCAAGUCGUCAGUCUUGCCGCUAG